GGCACCCCAAUAUACGUGUUUCCGGGAUAACUCCGCGUGUUUCCCGUUCCAGGUGGUCCCUGCCCAUGGCCAUGUCCAUCACCCACCGUGGCACCGGCAUCGCCCUCAGCCUGGGCGUGUCCCUGUUCGGCCUGGCCGCCCUCCUGCUCCCGGAGUCCUUCCCCCAUUACCUGGCCCAGGUGAGGGCCCUGAGCCUCGGCCCUGCCCUGCUCUGCUCUGCCAAGUUCCUGCUGGCAUUCCCGCUCUCCUACCACACCUGGAAUGGCAUCCGGCACCUGGUGAGGGGCUGGCACGGGAAUGGGAAACAUUGGGAUGGGAAUGGGGCACGUUGGGAUGGGAAUGGGGCACAUUGGGAUGGGAAUGGGGCACAUUGGGAUGGGAAUGGGCAG
Messenger RNA from Corapipo altera (White-ruffed manakin), 389 nucleotides. RefSeq names its product succinate dehydrogenase complex subunit C (gene SDHC). Gene Ontology annotation, molecular function: succinate dehydrogenase activity; electron transfer activity. Lineage: Eukaryota; Metazoa; Chordata; Aves; Passeriformes; Pipridae. The transcript is spliced from 2 exons. Gene Ontology annotation, cellular component: membrane. Gene Ontology annotation, biological process: mitochondrial electron transport, succinate to ubiquinone; tricarboxylic acid cycle. The annotation marks the transcript as partial. The record is from RefSeq and is a predicted model, not a curated record.